GUGGAGAAUUUGCGAAGCAGCUCCUCCCGGGGCGCUGAGAUUGACGGGCCGCGGCUGGUAGUGGUGCUGGCGAGCAGUAGAGGGAGCAGACGCUGGUUUUCUCCAUUCCUGCUCCCGGAACGAGCUGGAGACUAGUAGAAAGGCGGUUUGCUGUGGAGUGUGCAACUUUAAUACUCCACCCAAAGACUUCGGAUCUGCAUGCGUAUCUGGUGACCAUGGCUGCUGCUGAGAUUAAGGAAGGCAAGGUGGAGCUCGAAGGACAGGAGCUGUUUUACAGAUGGGCGAGUCCCACUGAGCAGCCCCCCAAACUCUCUGUCCUGCUGCUCCAUGGCAUUCGUUUCUCCUCUGAGACCUGGCUGAACCUUAGAACACUCCACAAACUGGCAGAGGCAGGGUACCAGGCAGUGGCUAUUGAUCUACCAGGCCUGGGUAACUCUAAAGAAUUCACUGCUCCUGCCAGUGUCGGGGAUCUCGCUCCUGACAGUUUCCUCUUGAAUGUACUGAAGGGUUUAGAGCUGGGCCCAGUGGUGAUAAUCAGCCCAUCGCUGAGCGGAAUGUAUUCACUGCCGUUCCUGUUUAGCCACAAUGAUAUGGUGAAGGGGUUCAUCCCUGUGGCCCCCAUCUGCACUGAGAAGUUCUCCACUGAGCAGUACAGGAAUGUACAGAUCCCAACGUUGAUAGUCUACGGUAGUGAGGAUAAGCCAAUGGGAGAGGCAUCAUUCAACAAUCUGAGACACUUGUCUAACCACAAGGUGCAUAUAAUGAAGGAGGCACCACAUGCCUGCUACCUCAGUAAUCCUGACGAGUGGCAUCAAACAGUGCUGGAGUUUCUACAGAGUCUGUCCUAAAUCCCCUUGGACACAGACCACAGCAGUAGAAAUAGUGUUUUAUUAUUGAACUAAUCAUUCAUGUCAAUUAUUUACUAAUACACCAAUAAGAAUACAUCUUGUUUAGUCCCUGAUAUCUUACCUCCAAUAAUAAUGCAGAUUUAUUACAGCUUCUGACAUUGGUCAGACCUUCAUUGCCAACCCACCUAAGCUCCACGCCACUUUGGACAUGCAGCCCUCCCUCGUGCAUACGAGGUAUCUCAUGCAUACGAGGUAUCUCGUGCAUACGAGGUAUCUUGUGCAUAGAGGACUCAGAACCGUGCACAGAAAUAUCAGUUUUCAUUUGUCUGCUCCAGUCAUACUGUGUAAAUUAAUCAGGAAGGAAUGCAUACAGAAAGGCUUUUACUCUCCAGUCCACAGCUGGGCUGGCUGUGUGUUUAGGAAGGCUAGUUAUGCAACUUGUUGCAGUGAAACACAAUGGGAAUCAGCAGACAUUUCAUUUGCACAGAGGAAUUAUUUGGUUCACCUAUUCUUUGAUCAAUUUAUCCAUAUUACACCACUUGAUCACGAGUUGGCAUGUAUCAUCUGGAAGCAAGAAUGGGAGGUGGAUGAUGAUCUCCAUCAAUAUAGCUCCAGGGCUCCCAGAACAGAGUUGCCUUGGUCAUUUACAUUAUAGACUGUAAUCUCUCCAAAGGGGGUUGGAGUUGGCCUAAGUGAACAUGGAGGCUGUUUGGGGUGUUGAUACCAAUAGCUGCACAUCUAGAAGAUGUUGUCAGUGUAUCAGUGGAGCAGUGCAAUUUGAAAUGAUCACUUCAAGCUUUAAGUUGCUAGCAGUCUAUAUCCGUUAUUCAUUCACAUGGGUCACCUCGGUUUGAUUUUCUGAAUAAACUCUUAUGCUUCCCUUUAUGUUAGAACAUUGUAACACUAUUAAAAAAAAGCAAUUCACAACCAACUGAUAUCAGAGCCCAGUGAUUUUUUGCAGGGACGAUUUCAAUCCUUUUGACAAAGUCACUCUAAAUAGACCAGCAUCUGGAGUAAACUCUCCUUCAGAGUGGGGGAGGUGAAAACCCUGUUUAUAUGGAAUGGUUUGUUGCUAAUGCACAAAUAAAGAUGACCUUACUCAUUCA
Messenger RNA from Pristis pectinata (smalltooth sawfish), 1954 nucleotides. It is a transcript of the gene abhd14b, whose product is annotated as abhydrolase domain containing 14B. The transcript is spliced from 4 exons. Lineage: Eukaryota; Metazoa; Chordata; Chondrichthyes; Rhinopristiformes; Pristidae. Bases 216 to 848 code for a protein of 210 amino acids. The record is from RefSeq and is a predicted model, not a curated record. Gene Ontology annotation, cellular component: cytoplasm.